Platichthys flesus (European flounder) is the source of this 3473-nucleotide messenger RNA. RefSeq names its product cell division cycle 14B (gene cdc14b). NCBI's taxonomy places the organism in Eukaryota, Metazoa, Chordata, Actinopteri, Pleuronectiformes, Pleuronectidae. Gene Ontology annotation, cellular component: spindle pole; mitotic spindle; nucleolus. The record is from RefSeq and is a predicted model, not a curated record. The transcript has 12 exons. The coding region runs from base 226 to 1593 and encodes 455 amino acids. Gene Ontology annotation, molecular function: protein serine/threonine phosphatase activity; protein tyrosine/serine/threonine phosphatase activity. Gene Ontology annotation, biological process: protein dephosphorylation; positive regulation of cytokinesis; microtubule cytoskeleton organization.
GUUGGAGCAGGCUGCUGUGUCUGUGGUUGACACCACCGCCUCUGAUCUGUGGUUGACACCACAGACACACAAACAAAGAUCGUCAGCUGCACGGGCAGGACCAUGCCACGAUAACCCAGCGACAAGAAACUGGGACAAUACCAGUGUCCGCAUUGCGAGGGGAGGAGGAGGGACUGGGCUGCGGCUGCACCACAAUGUGAAGGGAGGCUCUGAGGAGGAGAAAACAUGAAGCGCAAGAGCGAGAGGAGACGAGGCGAGUCGAGGAAGAAGCGCUGCGCCGCUCACCGCGGCUCAGAGGCGGGGCCGAACUCCGACUUGUACAUGGAGAUUACAGAUCAACUGUACUUCGCCAUACUCCAUCAGAAGAUCAAGAGCACGGCAGAGAGACACUGCUUCUGCAUAGACGAGGAGUUGGCGUAUGAGAACUUCUAUGCGGACUUUGGUCCCCUUAACCUGGCCAUGUUUUAUCGCUUCUGCUGCAAGCUGACAAAGAAGCUCAAGUCUGUUACGCUGUCAAGGAAGAAGAUCAUAUUUUAUACAUGUGGAGACCAGAAAAAACAGGCCAAUGCUGCUUAUCUAAUAGGCUCAUAUGCUGUAAUGCAUCUAAACAUGAUGCCAGAGGACGCCUACAGUCUGCUGGUUGCGAGGAAUUCAACGUACCUCCCAUUCAGAGACGCUUCAUUUGGAAGCUGCAUGUACAACCUGAACAUCCUGGAUUGCCUCCGUGCCGUUCAGAAGGCUCUUCAGUACGGCUGGCUGGACUUCUCCAACUUCGAUGUGGAGGAAUAUGAGCACUAUGAGAGGGCGGAAAAUGGAGACUUGAACUGGAUCAUUCCAGGGAAGUUCCUUGCAUUCAGCGGACCUCAUCCAAAAAGCAAAAUAGAAAAUGGGUAUCCUCUGCAUGCUCCCGAGGCCUACAUGCCUUACUUCAGAAAACACAACAUCACCGCCAUCAUCCGUCUCAACAAGAAGAUGUACGAUAGCAGGCGUUUUACGGAUUCAGGCUUUGAACACCACGACCUGUUCUUCGUGGACGGGAGUACACCGACCGACAGCAUCGUCCGGAAGUUCCUCAACAUCUGUGAGAACGCAGAAGGAGCGAUAGCGGUCCACUGCAAAGCGGGUCUGGGGAGGACUGGUACCCUGAUUGGCUGCUAUAUGAUGAAACAUUACGGCCUGACUGCAGCAGAGGCCAUUGCCUGGAUACGGAUCUGCCGGCCAGGGUCCGUUAUCGGGCCUCAGCAGAACUUUGUGGAAGAGAAGCAGAACAACUUAUGGGCAGAGGGAGACGUUUUCCGAGAGAAGAUGCUCAAUGAACGAGAGAACGGCAAGGUGGCUGUCACAAGGAUCCUUUCCGGAGUGGACGACAUAACCAUCAACGGCAGCAACAAAAACAGGGCAACCAAGAAAGAAGAAAUGGAUCUGUAUAAUGAUGAGGAGGAGAGGAAUGGCCUCACACAGGGUGAUAAACUGCGAGCACUGAAGAGCAAGAGGCAGGCCAGAUCGUCAUCAGGCUCACUCACGCAGGUAGUAUUCUGCUGCAGCCUCAUGGGCACGGGGUGGCCGAUGUGUUGCCUGCCGUUCAAAAGAUAGAGAGAGAGGCAGAGAGAAAGUGGGGGAGAGGAAAAACAGAGAGAGGCUGGGAGGUUUUGUAUAACGGAGGUAAGUGCACAUCACUUCCUUUCUAGCUGACAUCCUCUUCCUGUAGAGACGGUGGCUAUGGCAGUGAAUGGUAUGGUUAUUACAUUAUGGCUGAUUUGAAGUUGUUCUGUUUUUUGUAAUUUUUUUCCUUUCCGAUGACGACGGUGUGAAGUGGAUAUGCAUUUAGUGGAUGCAUUACAUCGCCCGUCAUUGCCUCAUGGACACACUGAGCUGAUCUGCUUUGAUAGAGAGGCUUUUCCUCUCAGUCACACUAAAGGUCUCAUGUAGAGCCGGCUGUACUUGUUAAAAAUAACAGUACCAGUGAUUCAGCUAAUCACAGAUUUACAUGAGAUCUGGAUUAGUUGAAUUCAAGGUUUCUAGUGCAUGGCUUGCACUACUGACUUGACAAUUCUCUAGGGCAAAAACUAGUUAAGGUCUUUGUUAGGAUUUGAAGGUAGAGUAUUAGUUUAAUGUUUAGUAAAGUAGCUAAGUUGCUGAAUCAUAGGAGGCUACAUCCACACUGCUAUGUCAAUGGUCACGUGAUGUGCAUUUUAUGACGUGUUGGUAUUACUGAAACGGAUCUAAAACACUCAUGAAGACGGCGAUUAGUUUAGUUUUAAAACCAAAAGAAGUCGUAUGGAUGUAGCCUAAGUUGUAGAUGUUUUUGAGAAUGGUGAAUAGUAAUUUUGUGUCAUAUUUUCCUGAGGUGUUUUUAUGAGAAAAAUUGACUGCUUUAAAUUACAUUGCUGGGAAGGUUAAUGAAUCCUGAUCCUCAUCCUGCUGUACAGGAUUAUGAAAAAACAAACACAUUUGCUUCUGAGGAGGUGAUCAGAUGAAAGUGGGUUCUUAUCCGUCCUCACAAGGGAGAUGAGGCAGAAGGGAGAUUUGCUUCCUUUUCAGGCCGUACGCGUUAUCAGUGUCUGGGCUGUUAGACAAACAUCCAACCUGAAGCUGAACUUCACCAUCUGGCUCCACUGUUUGUUUUACUCUGUAACACUGAGCUGCAUGUUGUAUUCCAGUGAGAAACACGACAACUUCUCUUCACCCUGUCGGCCUUUUUCGUGCAUGGCAGUAGGCAUGAAACCCUGUGAAAUGCACGCAUGGACAUGCUUCUGUGUUCGAUCUGUGUUUGUGUCUAACAUAAUUAAUGUCGGACCGGGUUCAUUGUCAAAGGCCUGUUGUUUCUCCACUGCUUUAUGUGACUGGAUCAGCAACCCACCGGAGCCUUGUUUACUGCUUCAGGAUCUCUGCCAGCAACUUUUUAAAUUCCAGUGAUUAGAGAUAUUAUUAUAGUUAUUAAAGAUCUAUUCAUGUAAAGGAGGGCAGAACAUUUAGUGAAUUUGUUUUCUUUGAUCAAGUCUUACUUUUGUGUCUGUAAAUUUUUUUAUAGAUUUAAAAAAAAAUGUUUUACUAUAGAUUGUAUAUGAUUCUAAAUCUACUCUCAGUGUCAUCUAUCCCACAGCCAGUAAAGUUUAUUGUCAGCUGAUCUGUAAAACCACCUUGCACACUGUUUUUAUUGGUUCUUGUAUAAAAUUGAAUGUCAGCCUGUAAGAUUUAGAAGCUUUAUUUAAAUCGUUCUACUUCACAAUCUCCACAUUGGUCAGAUUAGUAUGAGGCAAACUGCAAACCCAUCAGAGAAAGUGAAGAACAAAAACUUGCUGACUGGCACUGCUGGAUUCAAGGCUCUGUGAAUGGUAUUUAAUCUGAUCCAGUCCCAGUGGAAAAGCAGAACAUCACAGGCUUUGUGUCCUACCCGGACGUCUCUUGUCUCUCUUUUCCUUUUUUUUUUCCUCCCUUUUUCCAUUUUGCUCUUGUUAUCGGAUUUGUCCUCC